Messenger RNA from Solanum dulcamara, 1533 nucleotides. Its product is annotated as E3 ubiquitin-protein ligase At4g11680-like. Lineage: Eukaryota; Viridiplantae; Streptophyta; Magnoliopsida; Solanales; Solanaceae. The record is from RefSeq and is a predicted model, not a curated record. The transcript has 5 exons. The coding region runs from base 140 to 1231 and encodes 363 amino acids.
AAAGUAAGGAGAAUAGGAAAUUUCCAAUAUCGAAAUACUAUUAAACAAGUGUUUAUGUGAUUCAUAAACCAUAUCCAAUUAUUGGCCAUUUGCUUCCUGUUAAACCCCUAAAGCUACUCUUCUUCUUGAUUUCAAGAAAAUGUUUUUACCCAGUUCAUCAAAUUCACCAUUACUAAGAUCAAACAACAAUGAAGAAUCCUUUCACACGCGAUCAACCCGUCGUUACAGUCUUCGAGAUGCGAUUCGUGUUUUCCAAAGAGCUAGCAAUCGAACCGGAUUAAUGAUGCGUGAACCGUCUGAGCAAAUUGAUGACCGGCAAAGUAAUUGGGCUUAUUCAAAGCCUGUUGUGGUUAUGGACAUUUUCUGGAAUUUUAUGUACAUUAUUGCUGCUAUUUUGGUUUUGGUGUUGAGUAGAAAUGACGACCCAGAAAUGCCUUUAAGGGUUUGGAUUGUUGGGUACUGUUUGCUUUGCUUGGUUCAUGUUGUUAGUGUUUAUUUGGAGUAUCGGAGAAGAGGGUAUGCUCAAUCGCCGUUCACCGGAGAGGGGUUUGGCAGCCCUACCAGUACUUCCAGCAGUUAUGUUACUUUGGCUGAAUUAACCCCGGAAAGAACAAGUUGUUGCAGUAACUUGACAAAGUAUAUGGAUUCAGCAAAUACAAUGUUAUCAUUCUUCUGGUGGAUCAUUGGAUUUUAUUGGGUAUGUACUGGUGGGCAGCGAAUGGUGGAUGAAUCCCCUCAAUUGUACUGGCUUUGCAUUGUUUUCUUGGCUUUUGAUGUAUUCUUUGUGGUCUUUCUAUUUGUGACGGCUUGUGUUAUUGGUCUCGGAAUUUGCUGUUGCCUUCCAUGUAUUAUUGCUGUUCUAUAUGCUGUAGCUGAUAAGUAUUUUCUACAGAAAGGAGCAGGCAAAGAAGAUGUUGAACAACUGUCAAAGUACAUAUUCCGACGCAGUGAUUGUACUGAGAAUUGUACUGGUGAGAUCCAAGGAACAUUUGCUGGAUUCAUGACCCUGUGUGGGGGAGAUACACCAACUGAUGAGCGCUCAGUUUCCGUAGAUGAUGCUGAAUGUUCCAUAUGUCUGUCUACUUAUGAUGAUGAAGAUGAACUUCGAGAACUUCCCUGUUGUCACCUUUUUCACUGUAAUUGUAUCGACAAAUGGCUAUAUAUGAGCGCAACCUGUCCCCUUUGCAAACGCAGCAUUGUUGGAGCUACCAGUUGCUGUGAAGAAGUUUAGGAGAGUGUCAUUGAGAAGACUGCAGGUGUUCGUUGCGAGUUUUUACACGCUGUUUUCUUUUCUUAAAGACCACCAACCUUGGUUAUGUACAUACAACUCUUUAUAGCAUAUCUAUAGACACAUAUGCUACUGCAGAAAAAUACACAUACUCAUCUAGGCUUCCUCAUUUGUCUCUCUGGGUUCAUAUUUAUAUUUAUUCUUUUGUUCUAUUUGUUGCAAGGAUCUAUAAUUGUUAAUCUUCCAGUGUAGCAAGGAGCCAGAUAUUGUAUUUAAUAAAGUGGUAUAUGAGUAUAUCUUGUGCA